This is a messenger RNA of Brassica rapa (field mustard), 1052 nucleotides long. RefSeq lists its product as uncharacterized. NCBI's taxonomy places the organism in Eukaryota, Viridiplantae, Streptophyta, Magnoliopsida, Brassicales, Brassicaceae. The record is from RefSeq and is a predicted model, not a curated record.
UCGGAUCAGUCCGGUUUUAAAAACGCUCGUUAAAUGGUUAAUCAGAAUUUGACCUUUUUAAUAAGGGCAGAAAGGUAAAUCAGCCAAUUUUGGAAGAGAGCUUUGUGUGACGCCCAAAUAGAAAGUCAAACUCUGGUCCACUCCCUAAAACUACACUUGUUUGAAAGAGAGAGAGAUGGCAGCGGCGACGAUGAGGAAGAAGGCGGAGGAGCUGGUGGAGAAGGCGAUGAAGGGAAACGAUGCUUCUCACGAUGCCUCGCACGUGUGGAGGGUACGAGACCUCGCUAUGUCCCUUGCUCGCGAGGAAGGUCUCUCUUCCAACUCCGACUCCAUGGAAAUUGUGGAGCUUGCAGCUCUUCUCCAUGAUAUAGGUGAUUACAAGUACAUAAGAGACCCUUCGGAAGCUAAGCUUGUUGAGAAUUUCCUGGAUGAGGAGGGUGUGGAAGAGACCAAGAAGGUGAAAAUACUAAAGAUCAUCAAUGGAAUGGGCUUUAAAGACGAAUUAUCAGGGCAAACACUCUGCGAAUCUCUUCCAGAAUUUGGGGUGGUUCAAGAUGCUGAUCGCCUUGAUGCAAUUGGCGCCAUAGGAAUUGCUCGUUGCUUUACAUUUGGUGGAAGCAGGAACAGAGUGCUUCACGAUCCUGAGAUCAAGCCCCGGACAGAGUUAACCAAAGAGCAGUACAUGAAGAAAGAGGAGCAAACCACUAUUAACCACUUCCAUGAGAAACUCCUCAAGCUGAAGAAGCUGAUGAAAACCGAGGCGGGUAAAAGAAGGGCAGAGAAAAGGCACGAGUUCAUGGAAGAGUUUCUUAAGGAGUUCUAUCAAGAGUGGGAUGGGAGAGCUUGAUAAAGUUGAUAAUGGAUCAUAUGCAUGGAGAAGAAAAGAGGGUUGCUUAACCGUACCUAAAUGAGUAAGCUGUACCAGACCAAACCGACCUACAUGUGGUUUGGUGUUAAACAGAGUGAAAAAUGAACAGCUGUUAAAACUCAAAUAUUUACCUCGUGAUGAUAUUCUAAACUAGUUUAAGGUUUGUCAAUGCUAUUUAUGAAUA